AUAAAAAUAUUUUAUUAUAAAUUUAUAACUUAGAAAAAUAUUAAAAUGAUAUCAAAGAUAUUUUAUUCAAUAAGUAUAUUUACUAUCGGUUCUGUAGGCGGCGCAUUAUUAGGGACUUUCUAUUUUUCAAAAAAAUUGUCCUUUAAAGAUUCUUCAUUAAAUGAUCUUUCUCUUAAAAAAGUUGGAACUUUUAAUGAAAUUAUAAAUCCAUAUAGAAUAUUUGAUUUUUGUGAUCCUAGGCCUGUUCAUGAUUUAAUUGUUAGAAAAGGAUAUAUCUCUUCUUAUAACAGACAAACAAGAGUUCCAUCAUGGAGUACAACAGAAAUAACAUCAGAGUCUUUAAAAAUGAAUAAUUCAAACAGAAAAUUUUCGAAAUUUAAAGAAGAUGAAACUAUAGAUCUUAAAUUUCGUUCUAAAAUAAGCGAUUAUUUCCGAAGUGGUUAUGACAGAGGACAUUUAAUACCAGCAGCUAAUGUAAAAUUUUCACAAGAUGCUCUUGAUGAAACAUUUUAUCUUACAAAUAUUGCACCUCAAGUAGGAGAAGGAUUUAAUCGGAAUUAUUGGUUUUAUUUUGAGGAAUUUUCCAGAAGUUUAAAAUCUAAAUUUGAGUAUGUUUCCAUCAUAAACGGUCCACUAUAUCUUCCUAAGAAAGAUCCAGAUGGGAAAUGGAGAGUCACAUAUGAAAUGAUAGGAGAUCCUCCCAAUGUUGCAGUUCCAACACACUUUUUUAGUAUAAUAUAUGCAAGAGAUACUUCAGAUGAUACUGUAGCAGUAGGUUCUUUUGUUAUUCCAAAUACCAGGAUUGAUGAUGAUACAAAACUUAUCGAAUUUGCCACACCUAUUAGUGCAAUUGAAAGGGCAAGUGGUCUUGAUUUUACAUAUAAAUUUGGAAAAAAACAAAAAGAAUUAUGUAAAAGCGUUGAAUGUGAUGUACAACAAUUUAUACGCAAAGCGCAUUGGUCUUCAGCACCAAUAAAAACAUAAUAAAUCUUAGUAAUUAUUUGGAAUACUAUUUAAGUAUUUUAUA
Messenger RNA from Pneumocystis carinii B80, 1027 nucleotides. RefSeq lists its product as hypothetical. Bases 46 to 984 code for a protein of 312 amino acids. Gene Ontology annotation, biological process: apoptotic DNA fragmentation. The record is from RefSeq and is a predicted model, not a curated record. The transcript is spliced from 7 exons. Gene Ontology annotation, cellular component: nucleus; mitochondrial inner membrane. NCBI's taxonomy places the organism in Eukaryota, Fungi, Ascomycota, Pneumocystomycetes, Pneumocystales, Pneumocystaceae. Gene Ontology annotation, molecular function: RNA endonuclease activity; metal ion binding; single-stranded DNA endonuclease activity.